AUGGAGAGCAUUCCCCUUAUUUCCUCCACAAAAGUCGAGAGAUGCGUUUAUUCUAUGACCAGUCGCAAAACGUACAAAAGAAGCAUAAACCUCGCGGGCAUCUCUGAUCCCAUUACAGAAGGCAACGGCUGGAUCAAUGUGACGGUAGACGAUGGCGUGCUGCCAUAUAUGCCAGGGCUAGACCCUUCCUUGCCUGAGCAAAAGGCACGCCUGUCCGUCUUCCACCAACUGCAUUGCCUGUACAUUGCCAGAGAUGCCUUCGUCCACGCGCGGGACGGACAUCUGGAAAGGGUCCAUGUGGACCACCUUUCUGACUGCUGGGACUAUCUGCGACAGGGCAUCAUGUGCGCGGGCGACGCGACACUCGAGUGGAAGCAGGCUAACGCGAGUGGCGGCGAAGGUUGGGGAUAUCAGCACAUGUGUAAAGACUACGCGCUGCUAUUCAUGUUUGCCGAGCAGUAUCGCGCCACGGAGGAGCACUCGCUCCAUGGCGAGUAUUGA
Colletotrichum siamense is the source of this 501-nucleotide messenger RNA. RefSeq names its product Oxidase ustYa (gene ustYa-0). The record is from RefSeq and is a predicted model, not a curated record. Lineage: Eukaryota; Fungi; Ascomycota; Sordariomycetes; Glomerellales; Glomerellaceae. Gene Ontology annotation, biological process: mycotoxin biosynthetic process. The transcript has 2 exons. The coding region runs from base 1 to 501 and encodes 166 amino acids.